AUGAUGCAGCAACAUGUCAGCCUUAAAGUACAGCAGCUGGAACAUUUCUGCCUGCAGGACUUCUUUGCUCCUGAACAGCAGGCAGGUGACAGUGAUGCUGUUUGUUCUCAUGUGAAGCUGCAGCGACCGCCAGGAGACAUGAGACCCGGCAGCCCGGUGCCGUCUGCGGGCAGGAGGAGGAGGAGCAGCGGCUCCCUGAGCCGGAGCCUGCGCUGCUCUCUGCGGGGCUCCUACCGGAACAAGAGCCCGGCGGCGGCGGAGGAGGACGAGCCGCGUGUUACCGGCUGCUGCGGUCUGCCGCCCGGACGGGCCACCAGCCGGGUGGAGAUCCUGCAGCACGUCAUCGACUACAUCCUGGACCUGCAGACCGAGCUGGACGCCUUCUGCCCGGCGGGGGACCGCGGAGAGCCGCUCCACCGGGACCGGAUCCAGCAGCGGCAAGAGCGGCCACCAAGCGGAGAGAGCUCCGGGACCUGCAGUCACACCUGCCUGGCUGCUUCUGAAUCCAGAUCCCUUCAGACCAGUUCAUAUCCAGACAAGUUUGGCUUGGGUGGUCCAGGUGGGGAACUGACUUGUGCAGGUGUGGCUCACGUGCGCACACAGGCAGACAUGCGCACACAAAUCAGAAUGGCAUUAAUUUAUCAUCAUUACUAACAUUAG
Messenger RNA from Micropterus dolomieu (smallmouth bass), 660 nucleotides. RefSeq lists its product as uncharacterized. Lineage: Eukaryota; Metazoa; Chordata; Actinopteri; Centrarchiformes; Centrarchidae. The transcript is spliced from 5 exons. Gene Ontology annotation, biological process: negative regulation of transcription by RNA polymerase II; cell differentiation; circadian regulation of gene expression. Gene Ontology annotation, molecular function: protein dimerization activity; transcription regulator activity. The record is from RefSeq and is a predicted model, not a curated record. The coding region runs from base 1 to 654 and encodes 217 amino acids. Gene Ontology annotation, cellular component: cytoplasm; nucleus.